Molecule: messenger RNA, 3220 nt
Organism: Gastrolobium bilobum
Lineage: Eukaryota; Viridiplantae; Streptophyta; Magnoliopsida; Fabales; Fabaceae
Product: helicase sen1-like
Exons: 8
Coding region: 1-2787 (928 amino acids)
Molecular function (GO): helicase activity
Source: RefSeq, a predicted model, not a curated record
AUGGAGAAGAGUUAUAAUGACAAGGGGGAGGAUCUUGAUCUAGCCAGUUUGGUAGAGAUUGUAUUCUCUUGGACUUUCAAUGAUGUGCUCAAUGAAAACCUCUGCAAACACAAGGUGAGAAAGAUCCCAGAGACAUUCUUGUCAACAACAUAUUACAUGAACUCCUUCAUUCCUCCACUGAUUGAGGAAAUUCACAGUGAACUUUCUUCAAGCUUGACAGGCGUGUCUCGAGCUCCCUUUUGUGAAAUAUUGACAGUUGAAAGGUCCAGAAACUUCAUAAUUACCAAGGGCAUGUUCUAUAAAAUUUCAGUGAAGAGAACUAAUAAUGAUGACAAAGAUAUUGGAAAAUAUGAACCUGCGGUUGGAGAUCUCAUUGCCUUCACUGAUAUUAAACCAAAAACCAAAUAUGACUUGAACAGGCCCAGAAGAUACUACCAUAUUGCUUAUGUUCAUAAGUCAAAAGAAAGUACUGAUGAGAUCUCUAUACUGUCAUCCAAAAGCAUGGAUAUGGAGAUUUUAUCUAACUUUAAGAGCAACAAUGCACCAAAGCUUUAUGCUGUCUAUCUUUUGAACCUGACAACAAAUGUUCGUAUUUGGAAAGCCUUGAAUUCAGAGCUGGAGGGUGCAAACAUGAGCAUGAUUAAAAAAGUGCUGCAAGCUGAUUCAGAUAAUGUAGAACAUUGUCAACUGUGCUUUUCUGAAGAAAACCAUAGUGUAGCUUGUUCUAGUGUAGAAAACAUAAUCCAGUCUCAGAAUUUGAAUGAAUCACAGAAAGAUGCAGUUUUAAGCUGUGUUACUAUGAAGGAGUGUCAUCAUAAUAAGACUAUUAAACUUAUUUGGGGCCCACCAGGGACUGGCAAAACGAAGACAGUGGCUUCCUUGUUAUUUUCCCUGCUCAAGUUGAAAACCAGAACAUUAACAUGUGCUCCAACUAAUACUGCAGUGUUGGAAGUGGCUGCUCGCCUGCAGAAUCUAGUUAAGAAGUCUCUUGAGUAUGAUACAUAUGGCUUUGGUGACAUAGUGGUAUUUGGCAAUAGAUCUAGAAUUAAAGUAGACUGUUAUCCAGGACUCCAGGAUGUCUUUCUUGAUUAUCGUGUAGAUAAUCUUGUUAAGUGUUUUGCUCAAUCAACUGGAUGGAAAUAUUAUUUGGAAUCAAUGAUCAAGUUGCUUGAGGACCCCAAAGAGCAAUAUGGUUUGUAUGAGCAAGAAGAAGAUGAUCUUAUGUCAUUACUAGAAUUUGCUAAGCACAAAUACAGUUCAUACAAGCAACAUGAGAAGAAUGAUGAUCCUUUGACAUUAGCUCAAUUUUUUAAGAAGGAACUUACUUACAUCAAAGAGCAAUAUCGUUCGUAUAAGGAUGAUAAAAAGAAUAAUGUCAUGACACUGGAGCAAUUUUUUAAGCUGAGAUUCAGUUUUAUUGCAGAGAAACUCAAGGUAUACAUGCGAACUUUGUAUACACAUCUACCAACUUCUUUGAUUCCAUUUGAGGUGGUGAAAAAAAUGUCUGUAGCUCUUGAUUUGCUAAAAUCUCUUGAAACCUCCAUAAGUAAAGCCAAGUUGAAGCAAACUCACAAUGAAUAUGAAGAUGGAGAAAGCAUUCUUGAAUGCCUUGAAAGGCUAAGCAUCAAAAGAGAAGAGUGCCUUCUUAUACUAAGAUCACUUUCUCAGACAAUUUCACUUCCAAAAAUUACUGACAAAUAUGAAAUAGCAAAACUUUGCUUGAUGAAUGCAUGCCUGGUUUUCUGUACUGCAGCAAGUUCUACUAAACUGUUUGCAGAAGGAAUGACACCAGUAAAAUUCUUAGUUAUUGAUGAAGCAGCCCAGCUAAAAGAAUGUGAAUCAGCCAUUCCAUUGCAGCUCCCAGGCCUCCAGCAUGCUAUCCUCAUAGGUGAUGAGAGACAACUUCCUGCUGUAGUUAAAAGCAAGGCUUCUGAAGAGGCUGAAUAUGGAAGAAGUUUGUUUGAGAGGCUGGUAAUGUUGGGAUACAAGAAGCAUCUGCUUAAUGUUCAGUACAGAAUGCAUCCAUCCAUCAGCUUAUUCCCAAAUAAGGAGUUCUACGAGGAGCAGCUUUCUGAUGCCCUCAUUGUUAGAGAAAUGAACUAUAAUAGGCGUUUCCUUGAAGGGAAAAUGUAUGCUUCAUAUUCUUUUAUAAACAUAGCUAAGGGCAAAGAGCAAUCUGGUCGUGGACACAGUUUGAAGAACAUGGUUGAGGUUGCUGCCAUCUCCGAGAUUAUUGGAAGCCUUAAAAAUGAAUUUUUGAGGACAAGGAAGAAAGUUAGCAUAGGAAUCAUAUCUCCAUACAAUGCACAGGUGUAUGAAAUACAGGAAAAAAUUAAGCAGUACAAUUUGGAUUCUGAUCCUGACUUCUCUGUUAGUGUUCGUUCUGUUGAUGGCUUUCAAGGUGGUGAAGAAGAUAUAAUAGUAAUCUCCACUGUGAGAUCUAAUGAGAAUGCAAAAAUAGGUUUUCUUUCCAAUAGGCAAAGAGCAAAUGUGGCACUGACUCGGGCUAGAUAUUGCCUUUGGAUAUUAGGAAACGCAACAACUCUAAUAUGUAGUGACUCUAUAUGGAGAAAACUAGUACUUGAUGCUAAGGAGAGAGGGUGUUUCCAUAAUGCCGAUGAUGACAAGAAACUGGCUGAGGCCAUUGAGGAUACCUUGCUUGAGAUUGAACUACUUGACGGACCUGAGUCACCAUUUAGGAAACUAAGUCUAAGGGACAAGUCAGUAACAACUGCUACCACCUCCAGAGGUUCUUUCAGGGGCAGGCCAUGGAAACAAAGGUGGUGAGGGAUGGGGCGGUGUGUUACCUAAAGCAGGUUAAGUGUACAUUGCCUGGUUAUAUGGAUUGCACCCGUGAACAUUGCCCGAAGAUGGUGUAAGAAGUUUUGUUUUUUGAGAUUAUGUUAGAUCUUGAUGUCAAAUCCUUGGCUUCGUUACAGUUUGCUGCCACAACGCAAAAUCUCAAUAUCUGCACUGUUAUAGAGUGAAGACUGAAGAAAGGCGACAAGGUGUUGCAAUUCCAUGGACAUGCAAUCCACGAGCAAUUAUAUUAUAAAUUUGUGCACAAGAUUCAAAAUAAAGCUACCGUAAUGUUAGUGAUUCUCAAAUCAAAUAAUUCUAAACUACAGCAUAUUAUAUACGAAUAACAUAUUAAAGCAGUCUUCUUCCCAUAUGAUCAAAUUUCAUGGUAUCAUUACAUUCAAUUAUCUGGCUGUAGAAA